CCCUCAAUGAGAACUCAUGUGGAGUACUCGCCUGGUCUGAGGUGACAACAAAUCUUAAAUCCACAGGUUUUAGCGCUCACCACUCGGAUCAGAUUGGAUCGGAAUGAAGUCCACGGGAGAUAAAGCACGCACUUGACUUCAGUGGAAAGGCACAGUAUGGCUAGAGGACAUCUCCAUAGCUGAGGACAGGAGAAUGCUGUGGAACUCUACAGGUGGCGAGGAUCUGCAGGGGAACAGCAGUGACUCCGGCCCAGAGAAUGUGGAGCAAAUCCUCGUCCCAAUUUUUGAUACUGUCAUUCUGGUGUUGGGGGUUGGGGGCCACACGAUGGUUAUAAUGAUCCUUUGUAGAAGACGGAGGCGGGGCCUGGGAUGUAUGGCACAGUCUCCCCAGGGUUCUACGACAGGGUCGAGCACAGAUGUCCUCUUGUUGGCUCUCAGCUGUGCAGAUCUCCUGUUGUUGUCCAUACUUCCUUUCCACACCGCUGCUGUAGUCAUGCAACAAUGGUCAUUUGGGAACUUCCUGUGUCGUCUGGUGAGCUUCAUGGGCUCAGCCUGCUCCUCUGCCAGUGCAUUCACACUGGCCACUCUGGCGGUAUCUCGCUAUCUGACUGUGGUGGAACCAACAAAGGCUUACCGUGUCCUCUUGCCUCAUCGGGUAUCUAUAGGGGCUGUGCUACUCUGGGUCCCAGCAUGUGGUCUGGCUGCUCCUCAGCUGGUUUUUCGCUCUGUAGGAAUUCCAUACCGUACCCCUGAUGGCCUAACUUGCUUUGCUUUCUUGUCACAUCAAGAACAGCUAAUUUAUGGAUUGUUUCACUUCCUGGUGGCAUUCUUGCUUCCACUGGUCACCACUGCAGUGGCAUAUGGUGGUAUCUACAUGUUCCUUUGCAGCAGCAAACACACUAGAAGGGCCUCACAGGUAGCUCGCUACCAGAGCAAAGUGACUCAGACCUCUGCCCUCCUGGUGCUGGCUUUUACGCUCUGCUGGCUGCCAUCUUAUGGCCUUAUGUUGGCCUUGUUGGCUGUCCAAACCUCUGGGGCCACUGGCACCUCACCACGUUAUGGGCCCUUCAGUGUAUUUGCCCGCAUCAUGGCAACUUCCUCAACAGUGGCUAACCCCAUCCUUUAUGUGCUUAUGUCCCAAAAGUUCAGACAGGAUAUAUUGCGACUGUUCAGGAGAGGAGAGUUUAGUGUCAGACAAGCUGCAGCCUGACAGACUCAACAGCGACCACAAUGACAAAUGUUUUGGUAUUAUAAUCAAACUGCUCCUUCAAA
Thalassophryne amazonica is the source of this 1272-nucleotide messenger RNA. Its product is annotated as delta-type opioid receptor. The record is from RefSeq and is a predicted model, not a curated record. The transcript has 2 exons. Gene Ontology annotation, cellular component: membrane. Gene Ontology annotation, molecular function: G protein-coupled receptor activity. Bases 194 to 1210 code for a protein of 338 amino acids. Gene Ontology annotation, biological process: immune response; G protein-coupled receptor signaling pathway. NCBI's taxonomy places the organism in Eukaryota, Metazoa, Chordata, Actinopteri, Batrachoidiformes, Batrachoididae.